Thamnophis elegans (Western terrestrial garter snake) is the source of this 1442-nucleotide messenger RNA. It is a transcript of the gene WRAP73, whose product is annotated as WD repeat containing, antisense to TP73. The transcript has 12 exons. Gene Ontology annotation, molecular function: protein binding; GTPase activity; GTP binding. Bases 1 to 1302 code for a protein of 433 amino acids. The record is from RefSeq and is a predicted model, not a curated record. Lineage: Eukaryota; Metazoa; Chordata; Lepidosauria; Squamata; Natricidae. Gene Ontology annotation, biological process: microtubule anchoring at mitotic spindle pole body; protein localization to mitotic spindle pole body; mitotic sister chromatid segregation. Gene Ontology annotation, cellular component: MWP complex; microtubule organizing center; mitotic spindle.
AUGAUUCUUACAAGACAGGAAGAUUAUGACAGAUUACGGCCCCUCAGCUACCCACAGACAGAUGUGUUCCUGGUCUGCUUCUCUGUGGUGUCGCCCUCUUCGUUUGAAAAUGUUAAGGAGAAGCUUGCCUCGCUUAAGGUCUGGUCGUUGGAGCAGCCCGAUUGGCACUGCAAAAUCGACGAAGGCUCGGCCGGCUUGGUGGCUUCGUCCUGGAGUCCCGACGGACGUCACAUCCUGAACACAGUCGAGUUCCACCUGCGUAUCACCGUCUGGUCGCUGUGUACAAAAUCCGUCUCCUACAUCAAAUACCCCAAAGCUUGCCAGCAGGGGCUGGCUUUCACGAAAGACGGCCGCUAUCUGGCCCUGAUCGAACGAAGGGACUGCAAAGAUUACAUCAGCCUCUUCGUCUGCAGCGACUGGCAGCUUUUAAGGCAUUUUGAAAUCGAGACCCAGGAUGCUGCGGGAAUCGACUGGGCCCCCAACGGCUGCGUGGUGGCCGUAUGGGACAGCUGCCUGGAGUACAAAGUGUUGUUCUUCUCGCUGGACGGACGCCUCCUCUCGACCUACAGCGCUUACGAAUGGUCGUUGGGCGUGAAAUCCCUCGCUUGGAGCCCCAGCAGUCAGUUCUUGGCAGUCGGCAGCUAUGACGGAAAGGUACGGCUCUUAAAUCACGUAACCUGGGCGAAGAUCGCGGAAUUCGACCACCCGGUCAACGUCGCUAAUCCCAAAACGGUGAUCUACAAGGAAGUUGAGAAAACCCCAGCAGUGGAGCUGGAGAAGCUGACCUUCCCACCCAGCAAGAGGAUGGCCAAUGCGCUCUUCAGCCGGAAGACAAAAUAUGAAGUUUUCCAAGCCCCCGUUUCGUUGCACCACGUUGAACCCCCGACGGACCGAGCGAAUCCUAGGAUUGGCAUCGCCGUGUUAGCGUUUAGUUCGGAUAACAGUUUCUUGGCAAGCAAAAACGACAGUCUCCCGAACACCGUAUGGAUCUGGGAUGUUCAGAAGAUGAAACUCUGCGUGGUUCUGGAACAUUUGGGUCCCAUCCAGCAUUUCCAGUGGGACCCCAAAGAAUCUCGGCUCGCUUUGUGUACCGGCAACGCAAAAAUCUAUCUCUGGUCUGCUGCAGGAUGUACCUCUGUACAGAUACCGAUGGAAGGUGACUUCAAGGUGACUUCGUUUUCCUGGCACCCCAGUGGGGACUCCCUCGUUCUUUUGAGCAAGGACAAUUUCUGCCUGUGUUACUUAGAAAGAGGAGAAAAUUGCAAAGCAGGUGGACCCCAAAUGAAGCUAAGUGAAAAAUGAAACCCUCCGUCGUUGUUAAAAACUUUCGCUUCUCCGAAACCGGGGAGAAAAACGUAAGCGAGCCAGUCUCGGAUUUGUUCACUCGUCUGGUUUUCUACGGACAAACACACACACAUACACAAUUUAAAUCUGUACAUAAA